CCAGCCAGGAUCAGCACGCGGCCAGUUUUCACCUCGUCUUCGCAUUCCUCACCAAAGACAAAUCUCACGCCAUAACCACAAGGACCGACUAACGCCGGCACCUCAGUCCUUGGGAGUACCAAACGACCGUCAGCCGACUGCUAGCCAACCGUCGGUCGUCACAUGUUGGCUUCAGCUUCCUUUCGGAACCACAUCUAACCUCCUCACGCUCUUUCCACCAGAAGGAGCCCAUAUCACGGGCUUCGCACACAGUCUGGAUGGCUCACGAGCUUGAUGCGACGUUCAGAGAGCUGGGGAUUUCCCAGUACCUGAACGCUUUCGUGGACCAGGGGUUUGACACAUGGGAUACUAUCCUCGAUAUCCAGGAGUCGGAUCUUGAUGCUCUGGGCGUAAAACUAGGCCAUCGAAGGAAACUUCAACGUCGCAUCGCCAACGCUCGCGGCCUUGCUCCCAGCAUAUCCUUGUCCAACAAGCAGAACACAGAGGAUGGCAAGAGAGAAGGUUCACGCGCGGCAUGCAACCGGAGCGAGCCUGGUGCAGAUGGAUCUACCGCCGUCAAGCGCAAAUAUCGCCGGCACCCAAAGCCUGACGAGAAUGCACCUGAGCGGCCACCAUCUGCCUACGUGCUCUUCUCCAACAAAAUGAGGGACGACCUCAAGGGCCACAACCUGACCUUCACAGAAAUUGCCAAGCUGGUCGGCGAGAACUGGCAAAGCCUCCCACCCCACGAGAAGGAGGCUUAUGAGAGCCAAGCCAACGCUGCCAAGGAGAAGUACCACCGCGACCUGGCCCAGUACAAGAAAACACCAGAGUACCGAAAAUACCAAGUGUAUCUGCAAGACUUCAAGGACAAGCAAGCCAAGCAGAGUCGAGGUAAACACCCGCUUGCCUCCUGCAUCUCCUCUUCGAGGGUAGAGCCAACGAGGCUCCGCCACGGCAGUACGAGCAGCAGCGCUGCAACGGGGACCACCAUUUCGAGCAACAGCGGCAUCAGCACGAGGGACAGCAGGAGUAGCAGCGAGCGCAUGAACGGGAGCGAGCCGCCACCGACGCGGCAGGAGAGGGUGAACUCGUUGGGUUCCAUGUCGCAUAACGGGCACGAGAUACAGCCGUCGCCCAGGACCGCCAACUUCGAUUUCAACACCCCCAACGGGCGGAACGGAGGUCGCCAGAACCUCCCCUCGCUCUCAGACAUGCUGGAAGAUGGACAGACAGCGGUAUUGCCGGCACCAGGAAGUGGGAGUGGCUACACGACAUCCGGCUUUGUGCCUGCGAAUGGCCGACGUCCUAUGCCAGAAGGACAUCGAGUGCCUUUAUUGCGUCACCACCAAUCGUCGACAGACAGCAGUGGUUCCGCCGGAUCAACCAGCUCAAUGAGCAGUUAUGGGCGCGCGGCGGGUGACGGCUCUCUACCUAUUCACGCACUUUUGUCCAACCGAUCGGGUGCUGCGCCCCCGCCCAUGCCCGACCACAACUCGUCGCCUACCUUCAGCACCGCGUCGAGCCCGACCUAUGCAGCGGGACCUCGAGGGUACGGUAUGUCAAUGACCCACCAUGGUGCCUCGAAUCUUUCUCAUACUAACACCGCGACGGCAGGGUUUCAAUCCGCGCCGUCUGCGCUCCAACACUUGAAGAUUGAGGAAGCCAAUGGUGGUGAUGUCGUGAUGACCUCGCCGACGCUUCCUGGCGUUGUCCCCAAAGGUCCUGCAAAGGACAAUCUCGACGGGAUGAGCGCUCUUCUCCGGGCGGGCGAAAUCGUUGGACGCAGGACA
Emericellopsis atlantica is the source of this 1772-nucleotide messenger RNA. Its product is annotated as high mobility group, superfamily. Gene Ontology annotation, molecular function: protein binding. The annotation marks the transcript as partial. The record is from RefSeq and is a predicted model, not a curated record. Lineage: Eukaryota; Fungi; Ascomycota; Sordariomycetes; Hypocreales; Bionectriaceae. Gene Ontology annotation, cellular component: nucleus. The transcript has 5 exons. Gene Ontology annotation, biological process: regulation of gene expression.